UUUCUCUGCAGCUCAAUAUCUGAAAUUUCUCUAUUCAAAAUGUUGGUCUGGAUUACCUAUCAUUUAUACAAGUACCCUCUGGUUCUUCCCGAGAACCCAACCAUUCAAAACAUCAAAGAAGAAAUUCGGGACGAGAAGUACCUUAAAUUUGCAGUGGACGACCAACAGCUAUUCUGCAAUAGUACCCUGCUGGAAAAUGAAAAAAAAGUUGAAGAUUAUGGAAUUACAUCUGAUUCUGAUAUCAUUCUUCGUGUUAUUAGGCGUGUGCAGAUUGAGUAUAAAUCUCUGAGAUUUGGUGUGAUGAUUUGGGAUGAAGAAAAGGUUUCGAAACUCAAGAACAGAGUUGCAAGCCUGAUUUAUAUUCCCGUGGAGAAGCUGGUGCUGCGUUACGAUGAUAGAGAGUUGCAAAAUGAUGAAGAUAUCUCAAUUAUUUCUGUUAGGCAUACUGUUUAUGCGUAUGUGAAAUUUGUGGUUCAAAUUCUUGGAUUUAAACGCAUAUACAAAGUAGAAGUCCAUACCAUGAUGAAAGUUGCAGCAUUGAAGCAGAAACUUCAAACUGAAUAUGCACUCGACAGUACAAAAAUUAAGCUAAUGAGUGGCGAUAUGCCUAGAACUUUUCUCCAGGAUCGUGCUUAUCUGGAUAUUUAUGACAUUAAAGAAGAAACUGUAAUCCAUGCAGUUGGUGGUGGAGUUGAGUAGAUUUAUGUUAGUUUAUCAUAUAAUAAAGUUUAUCAUAUAAUAAGAGUAUAAUAAAAGAGCUAGGGAUAUUUAAGUUGA
This is a messenger RNA of Jatropha curcas, 777 nucleotides long. RefSeq lists its product as hypothetical. Lineage: Eukaryota; Viridiplantae; Streptophyta; Magnoliopsida; Malpighiales; Euphorbiaceae. Gene Ontology annotation, biological process: proteasome-mediated ubiquitin-dependent protein catabolic process. Gene Ontology annotation, cellular component: nucleoplasm; cytosol. Gene Ontology annotation, molecular function: polyubiquitin modification-dependent protein binding; proteasome binding; ubiquitin binding. The record is from RefSeq and is a predicted model, not a curated record.